Molecule: messenger RNA, 2046 nt
Organism: Kluyveromyces marxianus DMKU3-1042
Lineage: Eukaryota; Fungi; Ascomycota; Saccharomycetes; Saccharomycetales; Saccharomycetaceae
Exons: 1
Coding region: 1-2046 (681 amino acids)
Biological process (GO): transmembrane transport; nitrite transport
Cellular component (GO): membrane
Molecular function (GO): high-affinity secondary active nitrite transmembrane transporter activity
Source: RefSeq, a predicted model, not a curated record
AUGGUGGAUGAUUCAUACUACAUUACACCGCAUGAGACGGCUCUAGCUGUCGUAGCGACGUCUAUGAAAAAGGCGAGACUCCGGUUCGACACACUAGUGAUCAACUCUUUGAUGGGUGGUGUUCUUUUUUGUGCCGGUGGUUUGCUCUUUGUGAUGGCUAGGUCGGAAAAUCCAGCUAUAUUCGAACAGAAUCCGGGGCUCACGAACUUUCUUGGAGCGUUUACGUUUUCCAUUGGACUUUUCUAUGUUGUGAUCAAUGGUGCGGAUCUCUUCAAUUCGAACGUUUUGUUCUUCACGGUGGGGUUGCUGCGUGGUGCUGUGUCGAUAUACGACUUGGUCAUCAGCUGGGUAGUGAGCUUGCUAGGGAACUUGGCCGGUACGCUUUUUGUGUGCUAUGUGAUCUGUCACUUGUCCGGGGCCACGACUUCAGAUAUGGUUGUGACGGGCUCCAGGUCCAUUGCGGAGCAAAAGGCAAGCCCAAGCUUUAUACAGACUUUUUUAAAGGCUAUCGCAGGGAACUUCUAUGUAUGCGUGGCUGUGUACUUGCAAUUAAUGUGCAAACCGCUUCAUGUGAAGUAUAUUGUGAUGACGCUUCCGAUCUUCACCCUUGUGGCUUUGGGGUUCACACAUGUGGUUGCCGAUAUGUCAAUGCUUAUUAUCGGUAUGUUAAACGGUGCCAAUGUCUCUGUUGCCAAGUAUAUUUGGAAAGUGCUCAUUCCUGGUGCUUUGGGAAAUAUUGUAGGUGGCUGUUUCUUCAGCGGAGUGGUUCCAUACUACUUACACUUGUGUGUUGUGGAACGUGAUAGAAAGCAAUUAUCGUUACCAGAGUUUGAAGCCAGAGAUGAACAACCUGAGUUGAACAUGGACUCCAGAGUCGUGAGAGUCGACCCAAGAGAAGUGGAGGAGGCAGAAGAGGAUUCAGAUGUGGAUACAGAUGACGAAAGAUAUGGGUUGUUAGAAAAACAAUCUUCAGGUACUUCGGAUACGAACUCUUCUGAUCAGGUUUUGCCAUAUACUGGUACACCUCGCGAUUCAAGAGAAUUGAACAGAAUAAAUACGGCAAACACAAUGACUUCUGGUCGCUCUCACUCAUCUAGAGUAAGAAACCCUCCAGGUGUUUUCCCAGUGAGAGGUAUGGGUAAACCAUUGAAGAGAGAAAGAACCAUUGUUGACUCAGAGUACUCAGAUGAAGGUAAACAAUCUCCUAAACGUGCUCCUUCCGUGACAAACUCGUUCGACAUUAUCUCAACUCAUAGCGACAUGGACUCAAAUUUCGAUAAUCCAUUGGGAGUUAGUUCAUUGCCCCCUCAAGAAAGAAGAAAUUCUAUACUGCGUACCUUAUCUCGUAUACCUACUGCACAUCAUCCACCGUUGACACAUCACAAGACUCAUGAAGACUCAGAAGAAGAAAGAGAAGUGGAAGAAUACGAAAGGGAGGGCCACUACAAUGUUUUAGACCACAAACUAGGAACAAAACUAGAGCGCGCUCUAUCCAGGAUAGCUACACAUAAAUCUGACGACAACCAGCUACCAAGAACUACACAAGAUGUGUUCCCGGAACAAAGGCACGUAGACACACUUAACCCGAUGACUUCAAGAAGAAGUUCAACUUCGGUAAGUGGCAUCUUCAAGACAAUCAGUAGGCAGUUAGCUCCUUCGAAACAACCUACAGAUGUAGAGGAAAUACACAGGAGAUUAAGUCAAGCAGGUGUCACCACGAAAGCAGCUCAAGCAUCAGAUAAUAUCGCCGGUAUUGAUAAUUACGACGGAAUUGAAUUACCUCCAUCACAUUCACCAUUCUAUAAGAGACGACCAUCUAGUACCAGUAACUUUUCAUCAAAUUCAUUAUACACAGCGGGUUCCGUAAACAAAAGUAAGAAAACUUCACCUGCUGUAACUCCUGGCCCUCCAUCAACCGCAAGUAUGAGUGGUGGAGGUGCAUUGUCAGUAGCAGGUAAGAGACCACAGAAUCCGAUGAAAAACAUUAUUCACUAUGACAACGAUAACUUUGAAGAACAAAGUGUAAUGGACAUGGAUAUGAAAUGA